CGAGAAAAAAAUACUCCUUUGACUAAUGUACAUCUAGGGUAAGGUUUCGAAGGCUAAUAAAAGAAUAGAUUACCGUGAGAAUCAUUCAUUAGUCGCACUGCUCGGAAAAAAAAAAACGAAGAAAAAUCAGUACCAAGAGUGAUUGAAGAAAAUGGAGCUGAAAGUAUAUGUAGAUCGUCUGUCACAGCCAUCAAGGGCAAUUGUCAUCUUCUGCAAGGUAAACAAGAUAGACUUUGAAGAGGUUGGAAUUGAGUUAUUAAAGGGUCAACAUCUAACUCCUGAAUUCAAAGAAAUAAAUCCUAUGGGAAAGGUGCCAGCUAUUGUAGUUGAUGGAAAGUUCAAGCUUUUUGAGAGUCACGCGAUCCUAAUCUUUCUUGCUUCUGCAUUUCCUGGAGUUGCUGAUCACUGGUAUCCAGCUGAUCUUUACAGGAGAGCUGAAAUUCACUCAAUUUUGGAUUGGCAUCACUCCAACUUACGUCGCGGCUCAGUUGAAUUUAUUCAGAAUACUUUGCUAGCACCUUUUUUUGGUCGACCUCUGAAUCCACAAGCAGCUGCUGAAGGCGAGAAAGUUUUGUCUUCAUCCCUGUCAAAGAUAGAGGCUCUGUGGCUUAAAGAGAGUGGCCAGUUCUUGCUAGGCAGUAGCCAACCAUCCAUAGCUGAUCUAUGCCUCGUCUGUGAGAUAAUGCAACUAGAGUUUACAGAUGAAACGGAUCGCAAUCGCAUACUUGGUCCCCACAAGAAGAUUCAGAAGUGGAUUGAGGAUACCAAAAAUGCAACAAAACCACACUUUGAUGAAGUGCAUCAAGCCCUCUUUGCAGCCAAAGUUAAAUUACAGAUGCAACGUAAAUAGAGUAAAAACUGUGAGGUGGAGCAAGAUAUGUAUGAAGUCUUUGCUUUUAAAUCUUUCACAAGACAUGCAAUAAAUAUUUCUUGGUUCAUCAUGUAUAAACUUUGAGCCAAUGAUUUUAUGCAGCAAGACUGGAUCAAAUAAUGAGUGGACCACAGUCCACAACGUAUUAAUUUAAGUACUUUUGAUA
This is a messenger RNA of Populus nigra (black poplar), 1037 nucleotides long. Its product is annotated as glutathione S-transferase T1-like. Bases 152 to 850 code for a protein of 232 amino acids. Lineage: Eukaryota; Viridiplantae; Streptophyta; Magnoliopsida; Malpighiales; Salicaceae. The transcript is spliced from 7 exons. The record is from RefSeq and is a predicted model, not a curated record.